CGGCGCGCCGCCGCCCGCGGGGUUUGAAUUGCGCUCUCCGGAUUCCGGGCGGAAGUUCGCGGCGGCGGCUGCAGGGGCGGCGUCAUGGGGGCUCCGGCUCUGCCCCCGACCUGGCAGAUGUAUCUCAUGAACCACCGCAUGUCCACCUUCAAGAACUGGCCCUUCCUGGAGGGCUGCUCCUGCACCCCGGAGCGGAUGGCGGAAGCUGGCUUCAUCCACUGCCCUACCGACAAUGAGCCUGACUUGGCCCAGUGUUUUUUCUGCUUUAAGGAGUUGGAAGGCUGGGAACCAGAUGACAACCCUCUAGAGGAGCAUAAAAAGCACUCGCCUGGGUGUGCCUUCCUGACUGUCAAGAAGCAGUUUGAAGAACUAACCCUCAGUGAAUUCUUGAAACUGGAGAAAGAAAGAGCCAAGAACAAAAUUGCAAAGGAGACCAACAGCAAGCAGAAAGAAUUUGAAGAAACUGCAAAGACCAUCCGCCACUCCAUUGAGCAACUGGCUGCCUUGCAGUGAGCAUUUGCUGGGGAGACCUGGACCCGAGUGACACGCCACAUUGAAGCCGCGUGUCCCCGCUGUCCUAGCCUUUGCUGGGGAGACCUGGACCCAAGUGACACGCCACAUGGAAGUCGUGUGUCCCCGCUGUCCUAGCCCAGAUGGUAUUUUAAGACUGGACAUCAAAUACUAUUUUUAUGUUUGCUUGGAAGUGGCUCAGCCUGUGUGCCUACCUCUCUUGAUUCGGCUUUGCUCUAUUGUCACCUGGACUGAAGCAGUAAGGAAAGGAGUGGUGAGGAGGCAGGCAGUGUCCAGUGACAGGACCUGUGGGGUGGGGGGUGCCUGAGCAAGGUGUUUCUGGUCUUGGCGUGUCCAUACUGGUAGUUAGCACGUCUGUGUGCCGUAGGUGUGCUGAUGUGUUGGGCUGGAGAUCAUCUGUCCUGUGGUGUGAGUUUUCUGCCGCAGGGUAAUGGAAUAAAAUUAUCAAAAAACGGAUUGCAAA
This is a messenger RNA of Myodes glareolus (Bank vole), 994 nucleotides long. It is a transcript of the gene Birc5, whose product is annotated as baculoviral IAP repeat containing 5. Lineage: Eukaryota; Metazoa; Chordata; Mammalia; Rodentia; Cricetidae. The record is from RefSeq and is a predicted model, not a curated record.